UUAAUUUUAUGUACACAAGAAUCUGGUGCUACCGUAAUGUUUGCUAUAAAAUUCUAUUGAAAAAUACGGCAUUUUCUUCACAACGUUACGAUUACUAUAUUUACAAAUGCUUUUAAUGAAUAAAAAUUCAUUACCGUUAAAACUCAUAUCAAUUUAAAUACUGAACAUAAGGAGCAAUGGUUUAGUUGAUAAUAAAGUCUCAAAACAUGGGGACCCAUUUACUGUUGUUUUUAUUAGGUCUCAGAAUUACGAUAGUUUUUUCUGCUGAAGUAACGGACUCCGUUUUAUGUAAUGCGACAAGUUCUGAACGUGUAGAAUAUGAAUUUAGUACUGAUGUUGUCGGAAGUGAACAUAUAAUUACAUUUAGAGGAUAUUUUCUUCGAAGAGCAAGAGAAAAUUAUGUGACUGCUGCGCUGAACAAUGCCGGUAUAUCAAACUGGACUAUUGUUCAACGAGAAAAUCCAGCUAAAGAUUAUCCGAGCGACUUUGAUGUGAUUGUAAUGAAUGAUGGUGAUCGAGCAGCACUUGAUGCAUUAAGAGACCAUCCUGCUAUCCGUCGGGUUACAGCUCAGAGAAUAGUUCAGCGCACCAUAAAAUAUGUACAGGAGGAUACAAAUUGUGGCCCCAAUGGCUGCUUAUACUCAGGAUGGCGGAAUCAUCGUCGUAGAGCAUUACAUUCUAUUAGAAAACCGAGAGAGAAUGAAGGAUAUUCAUCGAGGAAGCUACUAAGAACAGUUCCGAGACAAAUUACAUCAGUGUUAAAAGCAGAUCUACUGUGGUCAUUGGGUGUUACAGGUGAAGGUAUAAGAGUAGCAGUAUUCGAUACUGGCCUAGCUCGUCAUCACCCUCACUUUGGUCGUGUAAGGGAGCGUACUGAUUGGACUGGAGAGAAUACAUUGGACGACGCACUGGGCCACGGAACUUUUGUGGCAGGAGUGAUAGCUUCGCGAGCCGACUGUCUCGGCUUCGCUCCUGACGCUGAUCUUCAUAUAUUCAGAGUGUUUACUGAUAAUCAGGUUUCAUACACUUCAUGGUUUUUAGACGCUUUCAAUUAUGCUAUUAUGAGAAAAAUUGACGUACUUAAUUUAAGUAUUGGAGGACCAGAUUUUAUGGACCAUCCCUUCGUUGAUAAAGUUUGGGAGCUAAGCGCUAACAAGGUUAUUAUGGUGUCAGCUAUAGGAAAUGAUGGUCCAUUAUAUGGUACUCUCAAUAACCCAGCGGAUCAGAUGGAUGUCAUCGGUGUGGGUGGCAUUGGGUUCGAUGAUCGUAUCGCUAAAUUCUCCUCUAGGGGUAUGACAACCUGGGAACUGCCUAAUGGUUAUGGUAGAAUGAAACCAGACAUUGUGACAUAUGGCAGUGGAGUCCGCGGCUCCAGUGUCACUGGCGGCUGUAAAUCUCUCAGUGGUACGUCAGUCGCAUCGCCAGUUGUGGCAGGAGCGAUUGCGUUGCUGGCGAGCGGUGUGCCACGUCAGCAUGUCACACCGGCAGCUGUCAAACAGGCACUUUGUGUCACAGCGCGACGUCUGCCCGGGUAUAACAUGUUUGAACAGGGACACGGGAAACUUGAUCUUAUCAGUGCCUAUCAGUUUUUACGCGAGUACACGCCACAGGCGAGCCUAAGUCCCCCUUACAUGGAUCUGACAGAAUGCACAUACAUGUGGCCGUACUGUACACAACCUCUGUACUACAGCGCACAGCCUACCAUUGCUAAUGUCACCGUUGUUAAUGGUCUAGGUGUCGCCGGUGAUGUGAAAGAGGUGACAUGGCAUCCCCACUUGCCGCAUGGGGGGUUGCUAUCUGUGUCAGCGGAUUACAGCCCCAUAUUAUGGCCCUGGUCCGGCUGGCUUGCUCUCAGCUUUACUGUCACACAAGAGGGCGCUGACUUCGAUGGGGUUGUAGAAGGUCACGUGAAUAUAACUAUAGAAAGUCACGACGAAACCAAAGAACGAACAAUGAUAAACACAACACUUAUGCUACCAAUUAGGGCUCGUAUAAUUCCCGUUCCUGUGAGGUCCCGUCGUCUCCUAUGGGAUCAGUUCCACAGCUUACGGUACCCUGGUGGUUACUUCCCGCGGGAUGACCUUCGAGCUAAACAUGACCCGCUGGACUGGCACGCAGACCACGUGCAUACUAAUUUCAGAGAUAUGUACCGCAGGCUGCGGGAACACGGAUUCUAUUUAGAAGUCAUGGGUACUCCAUUGACUUGUAUCGACACAUCACUGUACGGCGCACUAUUACUAGUUGAUCCUGAAGACGAAUAUUUUCCCGAAGAAAUGGCUGCAUUAAAGAAAGCAGUAGACUCAGGUUUAUCUCUGCUCGUAUUCGCUGAUUGGUACAAUGCUUCUUUACUACGGCAUGUUAAAUUCUACGAUGAGAAUACUCGGCAAUGGUGGAUUCCAGAAACAGGUGGUGCUAAUGUUCCUGCAUUAAAUGAUCUCUUAAGCAUGUACCAAAUAGCUUUAGGUGACCGUGUAUUUGAAGGUGCAUUCAAACUUGGCGGCCAUCCGAUGUACUACGCGAGUGGGACUCAUAUACAUAGUUUUCCGAAGCACGGUGUACUGAUCACUGCACAGUUGUCGGAUCAAGGACAACAAAUAAUGUCUGGUGAGAAAGGCGGCGGGACGGCUGCGGCAGGCGCUGAUAACACCGUUGAUGUACCGAUAUUAGGCCUCUUGCAGACGGAUAAUGGCAACCGGGAAUUCACAAAUGACACCGUGGACAAACCGCCUAAGGCGGGUCGUGUGGUGGUGUACGGUGACUCGUCGUGUCUGGAGGGCGGGUCAUCGCGGCCCUGUCAUUGGCUGUUGCUCGCCGCUCUGCAGUAUGCGUUGGGCGGACACCUUCCCGCUUCGCUGAGGGAUGCUGCGGCCGCAAGACGACGUGACGUACACCUUAUACCAUCCGAACUACCUCGGCGUGCAGAAGGUGGGCGACUGCACAUGUAUUCUCGUGUACUAGCGGCAGACGGUAGCGGGCCACGCCCCUUGCCGUCGUGCGCCCCGCCUACGCCCCUCCCACCGCAACCUGUGACCGCGCCCCCCGCCGCCCGCACACUGGCGCCACGACACGCCCCCACAGACCCACGGAGCAUAGGUGCUCCAGAAGUAGAGGGUACAGAGCCCGCCCCUAGAGCCUGGAGGGGCGCAGGAGCCGCACCUUCGCGGUCACAUCCCGAGGUAGUUUACGAGCCCCCAAGUCUGGCUAACAGAGGUCUAACCCUCAUCGCCAUUGUGGCUAUCAUUUACUGCGUGACAACAUUCUGGAAACGUUGGGGACGUAAACUGAGACGACGGAGACUUAUUUCUCUAGCCACCUAGCACAGAUCAAAACAGUGCCCAAAUAGAUCGAACGGUAGGUGAUCUUUACUGUCAAAAGAAUUAUAGGUUCUAAUAUCUGUAG
This is a messenger RNA of Papilio machaon (common yellow swallowtail), 3399 nucleotides long. It is a transcript of the gene S1P, whose product is annotated as membrane-bound transcription factor site-1 protease. Gene Ontology annotation, biological process: proteolysis. The coding region runs from base 207 to 3317 and encodes 1036 amino acids. Gene Ontology annotation, molecular function: serine-type endopeptidase activity. NCBI's taxonomy places the organism in Eukaryota, Metazoa, Arthropoda, Insecta, Lepidoptera, Papilionidae. The transcript is spliced from 20 exons. Gene Ontology annotation, cellular component: Golgi apparatus. The record is from RefSeq and is a predicted model, not a curated record.